AUGCAUGGAAAGACGUUCUCGAGUUCUCUGGCGAGUACCCCCUGGCAGGUGCAGCAGUGCACAUCAUCACCAACAGCAUCCUUUUCCCCUGCUCCAUGCCCCAUCCUUCCCCAUACUCCUCCCUCCCACCUACAGGACAUUCUCGAAUUCUUUGGCGAGUACCCUCUAGCAGAGGCAGCAGUGCACAUCAUCACCACCAGCAUCGGCCGUCUCACAGGGGAGGCCUUUGUGGAGUUCGGCUCCACAGACGAGGCGAGAGCGGCGCUGGGCAAGGACCGGGAGCGCAUGGGCACGAGAUACAUCGAGCUCUAUUUGUCGUCGCGGGAUGAAGCGACAAGGAUAGCCACGCGGGCGAGCACUCAGUUGAUGAGGGGGAAAGGAGGGAGGGUGGGAAGGGUAGUGGGACAAGGGGGGUGUUGCGAGACCUGGGAAACAGGGUGGGAGGGAGACGCAUGGGUGGGAGUGAGGAGAAUUGGUGGGAGCGAGGAGCAUCGGUGGGAGCGAGGAGCAUCCGUGGGAGGGAGAAGCAUGGGUGGGAGUGAGGAGCACGGCGCUCGCUCUGCAUCCGCCCCUGCUGGAGCAACUGGUGUUGCCAGUCGCUGCCUCCCUUCAGUGGAAGGUCCUUCUGCAGUGGAAGGUCCCUCUGCAGUGGAAGGUCCCUCUGCAGUGGAAGGUCCCUCUGCAGUGGAAGGUCCCUCUGCAGUGGAAGGUCCCUCUGCAGUGGAAGGUCCCUCUGCAGUGGAAGGUCCCUCUGCAGUGGAAGGUCCCUCUGCAGUGGAAGGUCCCUCUGCAGUGGAAGGUCCCUCUGCAGUGGAAGGUCCCUCUGCUGUGGAAGGUCCCUCUGCAGUGGAAGGUCCCUCUGCAGUGGAAGGUCCCUCUGCUGUGGAAGGUCCCUCUGCAGUGGAAGGUCCCUCUGCAGUGGAAGGUCCCUCUGCUGUGGAAGGUCCCUCUGCAGUGGAAGGUCCCUCUGCUGUGGAAGGUCCCUCUGCAGUGGAAGGUCCUUCUGCAGUGGAAGGUCCCUCUUCUGUGGAAGGUCCCUCUGCAGUGGAAGGUCCCUCUGCUGUUCCACAAGCUCUCCAGAUGGCGGGCAAAGCGAGCUCUCUGCUGCCCACUACACUCUCGGUUGCUGCUGCUGCUGCUCCUUCUGCUGCCACAGUGAGUGGGAUGCAAGGAACAAUUGGGGGAGGGAAGGAAAUCAACCUCUUGUCCUCUGUGUUUCCUCUCCUCCUCUACUUCCUCUCCUCCUCCUCUACUUCCUCUCCUCCUCCUCCUGUACUUCCUCUUCUCCUCCUCUACUUCCUCUCCUCCUCCUCCUCCUCUACUUCCUCUUCUCCUCCUCUACUUCCUCUCCUCCUCCUCCUCUACUUCCUCUUCUCCUCCUCUACUUCCUCUCCUCCUCCUCCUAUACUUCCUCUUCUCCUCCUCUACUUCCUCUCCUCCUCCUCCUCCUCUACUUCCUCUUCUCCUCCUCUACUUCCUCUCCUCCUCCUCCUCUACUUCCUCUUCUCCUCCUCUACUUCCUCUCCUCCUCCUCCUCUACUUCCUCUUCUCCUCCUCUACUUCCUCUCCUCCUCCUCCUCCUCUACUUCCUCUUCUCCUCCUCUACUUCCUCUCCUCCUCCUCCUCUACUUCCUCUUCUCCUCCUCUACUCCUCUCCUCCUCCUCCUCUACUUCCUCUUCUCCUCCUCUGCUUCCUCUCCUCCUCCUCUGCUUCCUCUCCUCCUCCUCUGCUUCCUCUCCUCCUCCUCCUCUACUUCCUCCUCUCCUCCUCUGCUUCCUCUCCUUUCCCUCCACGUGGAUUGUCCUCUGCUCCUCUGCUCCGCUGCUCACUGUUCUUCAUGCUAA
Closterium sp. NIES-65 is the source of this 1845-nucleotide messenger RNA. The record is from the annotation of a GenBank genome assembly. NCBI's taxonomy places the organism in Eukaryota, Viridiplantae, Streptophyta, Zygnematophyceae, Desmidiales, Closteriaceae.